Messenger RNA from Pelodiscus sinensis (Chinese soft-shelled turtle), 2740 nucleotides. RefSeq names its product selenium binding protein 1 (gene SELENBP1). Gene Ontology annotation, molecular function: protein binding; selenium binding. NCBI's taxonomy places the organism in Eukaryota, Metazoa, Chordata, Testudines, Trionychidae. The record is from RefSeq and is a predicted model, not a curated record.
CCGCCCUUUCUAUGGACCUCCCCUUAGAGCUUGCCCUGCCAGUCCCUCCUCCUGCCCACCCUCUAAACUGCUAUAUAUGACCCCUCAACACUAGCCUUUUCUCUGUGGAAUCUUCUCCUGUCACACUGCUUCUUAUUCCAGGAUUUAAGCUGCUGGGAAGAUCUGACCUGAUCUGAAGCCAUUCAACAUGGCAGAAAAAUGUGGAGCAUGUGGUCCUGGCUACAGCACUCCGUUAGAUGCCAUGAAAGGUCCCAGAGAGAAGAUUGUGUACCUGCCCUGUAUCUACAGGAACACUGGAAUAGAGAAGCCUGACUAUCUGGCUACCGUGGAUAUUGACCCCAAAUCUCCACACUACUGUCAGGUGAUCCAUCGCCUGCCCAUGCCCAACCUCCGAGAUGAGCUCCAUCACUCUGGGUGGAACACCUGCAGCAGCAGCUUUGGUGAUGUCACAAAGAAACGGAACCGGUUGAUUCUUCCCAGUCUGAUUUCCUCCCGUAUUUAUGUGGUGGAUGUGGGCACAGAUAUGCGGGCUCCCAGGAUGCAUAAAAUGAUUGAGCCAGUGGAUGUAUUCUGGAAGUGCAACCUAGCCAAUCCGCACACAACUCACUGCUUGGGCAAUGGUGAGAUCAUGAUCAGCACUAUGGGAGACCCGUCUGGCAAUGGCAAAGCUGGCUUUAUCUUGCUCGAUGGAAAGACUUUUGAGGUGAAGGGGAACUGGGAGAAAGGAUCCAAUAUCCCUGCGCUUGGCUAUGACUUCUGGUACCAGCCACGGCAUAAUGUCCUGAUGAGCACGGAAUGGGGAGUCCCAAAAGUCUUGGCAUAUGGUUUAGACCCAGCAGACCUAAAGACUGGGCGCUAUGGCCGUUACAUUAACGUGUGGGACUGGACCACUCAUGUCCUCACCCAAUCGAUUGACCUGGGGGAAGACUCCAUUCCUCUGGAAAUUAGAUUUCUCCACAAUCCAGAUGCAGCAGAGGGAUAUGUUGGCUGUGCUCUGAGUAGUGCAAUCCAUCGCUUCUACAAGACAGAGAAUGGAAAUUGGGCAGCAGAGAAGGUGGUCCAAGUGCCCAGCAAGAAGGUGGAGGGUUGGAUGUUUCCUGAAAUGCCAGGUCUCAUUACUGACAUCCUGAUCUCACUGGAUGACAGGUACCUGUAUUUCAGCAACUGGCUCCAUGGAGACAUUCGCCAAUAUGACAUCUCCAACACUCGGAAGCCCAAACUGGUGGGACAGGUGUUCCUGGGAGGCAAAAUCCCAAGAGACGGGCCAAUAGUGGUGGUGGAAGACCACGAGCUGAACUGUCAGCCAGAGCCUUUUGUGAUCCAGGGGAAGAGAGUUCAAGGUGGACCUCAGAUGAUCCAGCUGAGCUUGGAUGGCAAGAGACUGUAUGUCACCACUUCCCUCUACAGCGCAUGGGACAAGCAGUUUUACCCAGAUCUUGUCAAGGAAGGCUCUGUCAUGCUGCAGAUUGAUGUGAACACCGAAAAAGGUGGACUGAAGGUGAACAAACAUUUCCUAGUGGAUUUUGGGAAAGAACCGAAUGGACCCGUACUCGCUCAUGAGCUCCGCUACCCCGGUGGAGACUGCAGCUCUGAUAUCUGGAUCUAAUUGUGGCAUGUAGGUGCUUGUUGGGGUGUGUGGGUGUGUGUGUCUCGCUCUCUCAUCUCAAUGAUCGGUGUAUAAAGGCAUAGGUGGGUCUGAUCAGAUGGGGCUUUGUCACUACAGCUGUCUAGAUUUUCGUGGGUGCUAAGCCACAGAAGCCCUGUACCUGCUUGCAUGCUCCUGGCUGAGACAGCCAAGGGCAUGUCUCCAGCCACAGAAUAUGGUGUCUUGCUUAUUUCUCUACGCUCUCCUAUGCUUGAUGGCCUGUCUAUUCACUGAUGGCCAUAAACAUGUAGGAGUCUGACUCCUGGGGGUCAUCUGUAAAGAGGGAUUCUGGCAGCUGCCUUCAUGCCAAAGUCUCCUAAAUGAUGCUACAGACAUUAACAUCUUGCUAGACUUCCUAAAUGGGAAGAGUUAAUGGAGGGGCCAGGGCUAUUUGGGGCACGUAUAUGAACCCUUCUGCCAGGUAGCGCCGGCAGCAGCCAGAGACAGGUUCAAUAUUUAGGGGUUCCUUUUCAUCCGUCUCAUACAGAACUGGCUUGAGCCCCCACCCAGUAGCCUGGGAAAUUCACACACACCUAGGCGCCUCUGAGAGGCAAUGCUUUUAUAAUUAGGCUUGGACUUAAAUUCUUCUCCAUCCAGUCUCUGGGCCUAAUAACAAGGAACCUGUGAUCUGCAUGUCUAGGGUGGUAGCCAAGACCAAAUACAACAGCCCUGUGCCAGCACAAGGCUCCAACCAUUCUUUGUAAUGACUAGUUUCCUAUUUUAAUCCCAUACAAGAGAGUGGUGGAAACAUUGAUUUUUCUCUUUCCAGUAAACUUUAAUCAUUCAAGCUUUAGAGGGUUUUUUUGUACUCAAACAUUAAAUGGAUUAAGGUAAAGUGAAAAUGUAAAGCACAAUAACUGAAUACUGCAUGUAGGGACACCCUUAUUCCAGCACAGAGAACUUGUUUCUGUUUAAUUUCAUGCAUUUAUGAUUUAGUCAAUGGCCUAUUGCACAGCAUUGUGUAAACAGGAUUGGGUUGUAGACCAAAAAUUGAUGUCUGUUUCCUGAAGCUGGUUUGUAUUUUCUUUCUUGUGCAGCAACGGAGCACUGAAACUGCUUAAACAAAUAAUAAAAUUGUUUUUUGCACCACUUAAA